AUGCAAUCCAACAGCAGGGACCCGCUCGAUUGGACGGUCGAUGAGGUGGUGAACUUCUUAUGCCAUAAUCCCGACACACCAUGGUCCAUGUCAAACUCGACUGCACCGCGUCCGCCUGCUUCCUUCGAGGCUUCACUGAGAGAUAACUUCAUAACGGGCGAAGUGCUCUUGCAAGAUGUGGAAAAGGAAGCGUUGCGCGAUGACCUCGGACUGAAAGCUCUCGGGCAUCGAAGCUCUAUAAUGAUGGCAAUCCGAUAUCUUCAGAGAUUCUCACCCAAGUUUCAAGCUUCAAGAUCCGAUCGACCUGCUGCAAUUCCUCCGCCGUCCCCAAUGCCUCCUCCAACUCCACUACAACCUGCCGCCGAGUACCUAUCGACUGUCCAGCAAGCGACUCCAACCCACACUAAAGCUGUCAACGUCGAUGUUGCCCGCCAGAAUAGCUCUAGCCCCGCUGUCCCUGCUCAAGGGUUGUCCGGGGGUCUGUAUCAAAAGUCUGUGGAUCUGGGUCAAGAGGCAAUCGAGAACGUGAAGCGCAUUCGCCCCCGCUCCCACGAGCAACUUGUGGUUGACAACCACGGCAAUAAAAAACGCAGGCUCAAUUUGACUUCCACUGCGAAACCUACAAGCGACAAUGCAGCUUCUGUGCGGCCUAGUGAUAGUGAGCUGGAAAGCUGGUAUAUGGGUCCAAACGGCCUCACGGUGGAGCAAAUCUUCUAUGCCUCCGAUCCCGAAGGUGAUGACCAGACGUUCGCGUUCUUAUCCUCCAAACUCCCCACCGCCCAACGCACGUUUGUGAACAACCGACUCAAGUAUUAUUUUCAGCAGUCGCCUAUUGAACUAAGUUCAAACGAGAGCUCUUCCGAACAAGCUCUUAUUCCAUACAAGCCCUCAAUGUUGAAGUCCAGCAAGAACAAGUCCUUCACAUUAUACAACACGAAGCAGGGCAAGACGGAGGUAACUAAGGAAAGCAUGAGUGAUUGGCCACAGUUGAUGCGCGUGUUGAGGAUCGAGAAUGAUUCCGAGUCUCGGAGUAAAUCCCUAGGACCUUCUGAUCCAUUUUCCUAUCUGUUGCAAAAGUAUCCAGCCGAGGAAGGCCCAGAGCAUGCAUUACCCAUUUACGGAGACUCAGGUUCUGAAGGCGAAUUUGACGCGGAGACAUGGCAAGAAAUGGAGGAGGAACAGGAUGAGCCCAUGCUUCCGCGGCACAGAAGACUUGGUCCGGCUGAGAUUGAUUCUAUCAUCAAGGAUUGUAUCACUCAGUUUGAAACCAAGUGGCGUGACAGCCAUCAGGCAAAGGAGGAGUACAAAGCACGAAAACUCUGGCUAGCUACCAGAAGGAGCAAUCGUGUUAACCAAGAGGUCAAAUCAUUAACAAAGGACAUUGCAUUACUGGAGCUCCGCUUGAACAAGCUGCAAGAUGAGAUUGGCAGAAACGAAUAUAGUAUAGAGGCAGAACUGCGGGCUCAGUGCCAGUGCUUGGAGCAAACUAUAUUCAACAUUCAGAAGCAAAAAUGGCGUACUUCGGUACUGGAACAAGAAGAGUGCCCGAAAAAGGUCCCUGCUCCCCCCAAGCGCCGAUAUUCGCCAAAAGCCAAAUCUGGAGACGAGGAAUCAUUGCAUUCAGAAUCCGAUUUCAGUGAGAACGACUCUCUUGAUGAUUUUGUGAUGGUUGACACUGGCCCAUUUGAAUCAAUACAAGAUCCAGAUGAAAAUUCUCCUGCGAGCCCCUUGUCCUCUGAAGGCGACGAUGAUAUCAUCAGUGUCUCUGGCACGAGGCGCCGAACAAGAGGUUUAGCGCCCAAAGUUUUCGCGUCAAGCAGCCCUUCUCCUUCUCUUUCCACUCCUCGCCCUCGCUCAUUUGGCGGAAAGCCAGAGGUGAUUGAUCUUACAGAGGAGACGCCCGAACCAGACGAGUUUAUGAUAAAGACGCCUCCUCUUAAUCCAGCCGGGGCCACCACGUCCAAUUUUCCUGACACUGGUAUGUCAGACUCAUCAAUGUCUCCCCCACCAAGCCUUGGCUCAGUGGAGGGCAGUGUCCAGGUGAAGACAGAAAGCGGUUCACGUCCUUCACUCCCUGACAUAACUGACAUGGACAGCAUUAUGUCAAUGGACUGGAGGCUGCUUGAAGAGCGUAAAGAUCGUCUGAGAUUACUUGCGAAGCUGAUUGGUGGUCUCAGUGACGAGGAAAGAAAGACGAUGGCGGAACAAAUCCCAGAGUAUGCAUUUACGAAGCUCAAAUCAAAGGUGCAGAAAGCCCUGAAAGCUCUAAUCAAGAGCAAGAAGGAAGUGGAGGGGAUGGCCAUUUCUGAGGGUACUCUAAUGUUGCGAACAUCGUCCUUUUUUAUAGCAUGGCUUGACUGCGCACGGUGUGAUGUUGAGGGCAUCAAAAGAAAGCGUGUCGAGGCAGCCCUGGAAGACUUAAAGUUGAAAAAAGGUGGAUUUGAUACCUACUAUGAGGAGCUCAUCAGACGACUGGAGUGCUGCCGCACGUGGCGGUAUGACACAGAAGUCGGCACAGACCAGGAGCUCGAGACUGAGAACACGCCUCAUAAGAAGCGAAAAAGAGUCGUGCAGGAGAGUCAACAGGCCAAAGCAAACCAGGCAAGUGCGAAGUCCCGUAUGAAAAAACAAGAACAGCAGAAAAAGAGGCUCGAGAAGGAGUUCCAGAGCAAGGGUAUCAGAAACGAUAACCCUGACCAUCAGGCCGUCAGCUUCAAGGAGCCACCCAUAUACCUGCAUUCCCAUAUUGGUGAAUCUGUAAAACCUCAUCAGUUGGGAGGCAUUCAAUUUAUGUGGCGGGAGCUGGUUGAAAACAAGAAACAAGAGGGUUGUCUGUUGGCCCACACAAUGGGGUUGGGGAAAACAAUGCAGGUCAUUUCCCUACUCGUAACCAUAACAGCGGCCGCCAUGUCCCCUGAUCCCAAAGUACGACAACAGGUCCCUAAAGAAUUUCGCCCUACAGAAGAUCUUCCUCAGGCCCGAACUCUGAUCAUUUGCCCGUCGUCCUUGAUCGAGAAUUGGCAAGAUGAAUUCGAUCUAUGGAUGCCUAGGGAUAUCGCUCUCACGGUGAGACGGAUCUCCGCAGAAAACGGAAUGCAUGAGCGCGUGCGAGAAGUAUCCACAUGGUACACGGACGGCGGAGUUCUUCUCAUAUCUUACGAUAUAUUCCGGAUAUUGGUCUUGAACUCGGGGACAGCCAAGAGAGGCCCGCCGCUGUCAGAGCCCGUCCACCAAAAAGUCAGGAACUGGCUUUUGGAAGGACCUAGUAUCAUAAUCGCUGACGAGGCCCAUAAAAUCAAGAAUCGAAACUCCAAAGCGUCUCAGGCUGCAUUGCAGCUCCGUUCCAAGAGUCGCAUUGCAUUGACAGGAUCUCCGCUGGCGAAUCAUCUUGGCGAGUAUUAUACUAUGGUCAACUGGAUUGCUGAAGGUUACCUUGGGGAAGCAAACGAGUUCAAGGCGAACUACAUCGAGCCUAUCAGAGAAGGGCUGUAUGCCGAUAGUACCUAUGGUGAAAAGCGAAAGUCUCUAAUGAAGCUCCAAGUCCUCAAGAAGAUCCUGGAGCCCAAGAUCAACCGGGCGGACAUCACAGUUCUUGAGGGGGAUUUGCCACCGAAAGUCGAAUUUGUCCUGACUGUCCCUCUUACCAGAAUACAGGAGGAAGCGUAUAAUGCGUAUGCCGCAUUUCUUUUGCAAGGACGAAUGGAAGAGGUUGCGCAGACCACGCUAUGGUCAUGGCUCGCUUUUCUGAGCAUGUGCUGUAACCACCCCGCGUGUUUUCGGGAGAAGCUCAAUCGGGCACAGGCUGCCAGCGAAAACGCAAAGUCCCCCUCAAGAACCCAUGAUGUCGACCAGGAAAGGUUUUCAGAAGAGCUCGAUGAAGAGCUCCUCGAAGUGGCUAAAAUCCCGAAUCUAGCGGAGCAUGUAUCAGAACAGCGUCGCCGUUUUGAUCAGAUCCAUGACUUGAUGGCUGUGGAUCUAUCGGUCCGCGCAGAAAUUACGAAAAGGAUCAUCGACGAGUCUAUUAGAACAGGUGAUAAGGUUCUUGUCUUUUCGCACAGUGUACCGACCCUGAAUUACCUUGAAUACCUCAUGAGAAUCAGCGAUCACCGGUACUCGCGCUUAGACGGUCAGACGCCUGUUGCUCAAAGGCAAGCAGCCAUAAAGGAGUUCAAUCGUGGCGACAAGCAGGUAUACCUUAUUUCGACAAAAGCAGGUGGACUUGGCCUGAAUAUCACAGGUGCGAAUCGCGUUAUCAUUUUCGACUUCCUCUUCAAUCCAAUCUGGGAAGAGCAGGCAGUUGGACGUGCAUAUCGCUUAGGACAAACAAAACCUGUAUUUGUAUACAGAUUUGUUGCCGGCGGGACAUAUCAGGAGAUCGUCCAUGACAAGACUACCUUCAAGACAGAGCUCUCCGCCCGCGUUGUGGAUUCAAAGAAUGUAAUCCGAUCUUCGAUGAAGAAGCCUGGCGAUUAUUUUUUCCCAGCGAAACCCGUUGCCCAACGGGAUAUCUCGGAGUACAUCGGCAAAGACAAGGAGGUCUUGGACAAGAUCCUUCACGAGGAUGAGAAGAAAAGCGCGGAACAGAAAUUGAUCCGUGACAUCAAACUUACCCAGACAUUCUUCAUCGAGGACAACGACAAGCUCACGGAAGAGGAAAAGAAGAGCGUUCGGGAGGCACUUGAUGAUGAAAUUCUCCGCCGCGACGACCCCAAUGCGUAUUAUAAGAAAAUUCAGGAGAGACAAUUACGGGUGAUACAACAACAACAUCAAGCUCUUCCCCCUUAUCCUCAUCCAUUCCCACUCUCAAUCGGUCAAAAUCUUCACCAACCACAGAUUCCAUCAAAUGCGCCCAGCGACGUCCCUCCAGCUACUACCAUACAUCAUGCAGUUCAACAAGGUUUGCAGCCAGCAGUGCCACCAGUCGCUCAUAACACUGGUCCGCCUGCUCUUGCGCCUGAUACUAUCUCAGUGUCGGAUAGUCAGGGGCCAAACGAUAAAGCUCAACUGGAUCUUCCUCCUGGUGCGGCAAUCCCGCAACCGAAAGCACCGCCAGGGGCAAAAGUUUCAGCCAUCGCAAACGUCCGGGAAGCGCUUCGCAAUGCAACUCGUCCGCAAAUUCCUACAAGUAGGGAUGGGUCAGAGCCAUUGAGGCAAAUCUCUCCUGCCGUCAAUGCCCCCAGGCCAGAUACCGGGAACCAGCAAGGAACUUCACCCAAAGGUCAAUCCGUACCGCUUCACCUCAAGGAGUCCGCGCCCGAAGCCUCUGUACCUUCUGAGCAAGGAGCGUCGAGUGCGGAGUAA
Messenger RNA from Aspergillus mulundensis, 5301 nucleotides. RefSeq names its product putative SNF2 family helicase/ATPase. Bases 1 to 5301 code for a protein of 1766 amino acids. The transcript is spliced from 2 exons. Gene Ontology annotation, molecular function: ATP-dependent chromatin remodeler activity; protein binding; ATP binding. NCBI's taxonomy places the organism in Eukaryota, Fungi, Ascomycota, Eurotiomycetes, Eurotiales, Aspergillaceae. Gene Ontology annotation, cellular component: nucleus. The record is from RefSeq and is a predicted model, not a curated record.